CGACGCAGUCUAACCGGAAGCAGUUCUGAUAACCCCUUGCUGUUAUGACAUCUUCCGGUGGUUUCGCUCUUCCUUUCCGUGUCGGCCAUUAUACAGAGCAGAGACCACCGUGGGACGCGUCUCCUGAAAAUAAAUCAAGAUGCAGAACGAUGCCGGUGAAUUCGUGGACCUUUACGUCCCCCGUAAAUGCUCUGCGAGCAAUAGAAUCAUUGGUGCUAAGGACCAUGCCUCUAUUCAGAUCAACAUUGCUGAGGUAGACAAGGUCACAGGCAGGUUCAACGGGCAAUUUAAGACGUACGCCAUUUGUGGAGCCAUUCGCAGAAUGGGUGAAGCAGAUGACUCUCUUCUGAGGCUGGCGAAGAACGACAGCAUUGUCUCAAAGAACUUCUGAAUCUGAAGAUGUGAUUUUGAAGUUUGUCCUUUGUAAAAUAAAAAGGAAAAAGAAACUGA
This is a messenger RNA of Lepisosteus oculatus (spotted gar), 450 nucleotides long. It is a transcript of the gene rps21, whose product is annotated as ribosomal protein S21. Gene Ontology annotation, cellular component: ribosome; cytosolic small ribosomal subunit. Gene Ontology annotation, biological process: translation; endonucleolytic cleavage to generate mature 3'-end of SSU-rRNA from (SSU-rRNA, 5.8S rRNA, LSU-rRNA); endonucleolytic cleavage in ITS1 to separate SSU-rRNA from 5.8S rRNA and LSU-rRNA from tricistronic rRNA transcript (SSU-rRNA, 5.8S rRNA, LSU-rRNA). The record is from RefSeq and is a predicted model, not a curated record. Lineage: Eukaryota; Metazoa; Chordata; Actinopteri; Semionotiformes; Lepisosteidae. Gene Ontology annotation, molecular function: structural constituent of ribosome.